ACGCAUAGAGCAGGGUCUGCUGGCGGACCCGUGGUCAGUCUGCAGCUGCGGGACGCCAUGGGGCGCUUCGCCGCUGCAUUGGUGGGCUCACUGUUCUGGCUGGGGCUGCUGCUAUGUGGUCUGGGCAGUCUGGCGAGCGCCGAGCCCCGGGCCCCGCCGAACAGGAUCGCAAUAGUCGGUGCUGGAAUCGGUGGUACGUCCUCCGCCUAUUACCUAAGGAAGAAAUUUGGGAAGGACGUGAAGAUUGACGUAUUUGAGAGAGAAGAGGUCGGGGGCCGUUUGGCCACUUUGAAGGUGCAAGGUCAUGACUACGAGGCAGGGGGUUCAGUCAUUCACCCCCUAAAUUUGCACAUGAAGCGAUUUGUCAAAGAGCUGGGUCUCUCCAGUGUUCCCGCUUCAGGUGGCCUGGUGGGAGUGUACAAUGGAAAGUCUCUGGUGUUUGAGGAGAGCAGCUGGUUUGUAAUCAACGUGAUUAAGCUGGUGUGGCGCUAUGGGUUUCAGUCCCUCAGAAUGCACAUGUGGGUAGAAGACUUGUUGGACAAGUUCAUGAGGUAACUAACUAUUCAGCCUCUGGUGGACCUAAGAUCUGUCGGCCCGGGAGCAUGACAGGGUUAGUCUCCUGCACCAGCUCUACCUCAUCACCACCUCAUUAAGCAAAAUGUUUUCGCAGACAUCAUACAGAUCAUCAUCCCAUUUGGGAGCUGAACAUGUCAUACNUGUUUGCUUCUAAAUUGUACUUGGCGAGGGCUGAGAUGUGGCUCAGUGGUAGGACACUUGCCUGGCAUGCCCGACCAUCUCAUUUAAGGAGUUGACUUUGUAUAGAAUCUCAGAGUGUCUGGCAACACUAAAGAAACAUGAGCAAAGCACGAUUCGGAAGUUGAGUCUGAACAACGACAACAACCACCAGAAAAAAAAAAAAAAAAAAAAGCAUGAGUUCUCAUGGCAGUCAGUUGGCUCGGCAGCCAGUGCUGUAGGCUGCUUUCUGCACAUGGGGAGAAUGGAGAGGUCCAGGCUUUAAGUGUGGAAAGCCACCCACCUAGGAAAUGCU
Messenger RNA from Mus caroli (Ryukyu mouse), 1048 nucleotides. The record is from RefSeq and is a predicted model, not a curated record. Lineage: Eukaryota; Metazoa; Chordata; Mammalia; Rodentia; Muridae.